Messenger RNA from Eubalaena glacialis (North Atlantic right whale), 3711 nucleotides. RefSeq names its product beta-secretase 1 (gene BACE1). The coding region runs from base 456 to 1961 and encodes 501 amino acids. Lineage: Eukaryota; Metazoa; Chordata; Mammalia; Artiodactyla; Balaenidae. Gene Ontology annotation, cellular component: membrane; trans-Golgi network; endosome. Gene Ontology annotation, molecular function: aspartic-type endopeptidase activity. Gene Ontology annotation, biological process: membrane protein ectodomain proteolysis; amyloid-beta metabolic process. The transcript is spliced from 9 exons. The record is from RefSeq and is a predicted model, not a curated record.
UCCGUCUCCCCAGGCUGCCUGGGAGCUGGGAGCGGGAUUAUGGUGGCCUGAGCAGCAAACGCAGCCGUAGGAGCCCGGAGCCCCUGGCCCUUCCCCUGCUGCCGCCCCGCCGGGAGGACCAGGAAAGCAGCCUCCGACCUGCCAUGCCCGCCCUGCCCAGCCCCCCGGGGGGCCCGAGCCGGCCUCUCCCGGACCUCUGUUGAGGUUGGACCGCUGGCCAGAUGUAGCCAGGCUCCGGAUCCUUCUCCUCCCCUCCUGUCUCUCUGUGGAUCUCUCCUGCCCGCUCCCCACAGCCUGGACCCAGGGCUGGCCGAGGGGCCUGCAGGCGCUGGAGCCCUGAUGCCUCACCGCUCACUCUCCUGAGAAGCCACCUCCAGCACCCAGAGUUGGGGUCAGGCCACAGGGACGGUCGCGGGCUGGAGUGAGCCCAGAGCGCCCCAAGGCCAGGGCCCACCAUGGCCCAAGCGCUGCCCUGGCUCCUGCUGUGGAUGGGCUCCGGGGUGCUGCCUGCCCACGGCUCCCAGCCUGGCAUCCGGCUGCCCCUGCGAAGCGGGCUGGGGGGCGCCCCCCUGGGGCUGCGGCUGCCCCGGGAGACCGACGAGGAGCCCGAGGAGCCCAGCCGGAGGGGCAGCUUUGUGGAGAUGGUGGACAACCUGAGGGGCAAGUCCGGUCAGGGCUACUACGUGGAGAUGACCGUGGGCAGCCCCCCACAGACGCUCAACAUCCUGGUGGACACAGGCAGCAGUAACUUCGCAGUGGGGGCCGCCCCCCACCCUUUCCUGCACCGCUACUACCAGAGGCAGCUGUCCAGUACAUACCGGGACCUCCGGAAGGGCGUGUAUGUGCCCUACACCCAGGGCAAGUGGGAGGGGGAGCUGGGCACCGACCUGGUGAGCAUCCCCCACGGCCCCAACGUCACCGUGCGUGCCAACAUCGCUGCCAUCACUGAAUCAGACAAGUUCUUCAUCAAUGGCUCCAACUGGGAGGGCAUCCUGGGGCUGGCCUACGCUGAGAUCGCCAGGCCUGACGACUCUCUGGAGCCAUUCUUCGACUCGUUGGUAAAGCAGACCCACGUGCCCAAUCUCUUCUCCCUGCAGCUCUGUGGUGCUGGCUUCCCCCUCAACCAGUCGGAAGUGCUGGCCUCAGUUGGAGGGAGCAUGAUCAUCGGGGGUAUCGACCACUCGCUGUACAUGGGCAGCCUCUGGUACACACCCAUCCGGCGGGAAUGGUAUUAUGAGGUGAUCAUUGUGCGGGUGGAGAUCAAUGGACAGGAUCUGAAAAUGGACUGCAAGGAGUACAACUAUGACAAGAGCAUCGUUGACAGCGGCACCACCAACCUUCGUUUGCCCAAGAAAGUGUUUGAAGCUGCUGUCAAAUCCAUCAAGGCAGCCUCCUCGACGGAGAAGUUCCCAGACGGUUUCUGGCUCGGGGAGCAGCUGGUGUGCUGGCAAGCAGGCACCACCCCGUGGAACAUUUUCCCGGUCAUCUCACUCUACCUAAUGGGUGAGGUCACCAAUCAGUCCUUCCGAAUCACCAUCCUUCCACAGCAAUACCUGCGGCCAGUGGAAGAUGUGGCCACGUCCCAAGACGACUGUUACAAGUUCGCCAUCUCACAGUCAUCUACGGGCACUGUCAUGGGAGCUGUUAUCAUGGAGGGCUUCUACGUUGUCUUUGAUCGGGCCCGGAAACGACUUGGCUUUGCUGUCAGCGCUUGCCAUGUGCACGAUGAGUUCAGGACAGCAGCGGUAGAAGGUCCUUUUGUCACCCUGGACAUGGAAGACUGUGGCUACAACAUCCCACAGACAGAUGAAUCGACCCUCAUGACCAUAGCCUAUGUCAUGGCUGCCAUCUGCGCCCUCUUCAUGCUGCCCCUCUGCCUCAUGGUGUGUCAGUGGCGCUGCCUCCGCUGCCUGCGCCAUCAGCAUGAUGACUUUGCUGAUGACAUCUCCCUGCUGAAGUGAGGAGGCCCACGGGCAGAAGAGAUCCCCCUGGACCACAUCUGGUGGUUCGCUCUGGUCACAAGGAGGAGACACAGAUGGCACCUGUGGCCAGAGCACCUCAAGACCCUCACCCACCCACAAAUGCCUCUGCCUUGACAGAAAAGGAAAAGCUGGCAAGGUGGGUUGCAGGGACUGCACCUGUAGGAACCAGGAGAGGGAAGAAAGAAGUGCUCUGAUGGCAGGAAUACUCUUGGUCACCUCAAACUUGAGUUGGGAAAUUCUGCUGCUUGAAACUUCAGCCCUGAACCUUUGUCCACCAUCCCUUUAGAUUCUCCAACCCAAAGUAUUCUUCUUUUCUUAGUUCCAGAAGUAAGGUGACCGCAGUGUGUGCCUCUGCAGUACCCUAGCAGAGAAAGGGCCAAUCUUGUUUCCCUGCUGGCCACAGUCAGCGGGAACGGACGCACCGUUUGCUGUUUGCUUUAGAGAUAGGGACUGUACAGACAAGCCUAUAACAUUGGUGCAAAGACUGUCUCUUGAAUUAAAAAAUAAUUUAAAAAUAAUUUGUACAAAUAAUUUGUACAAAUGGGGGUGGCUGGACGAGGAGAAGGAGAGGGAGUGCAAAGACAGGGAAGCUGGGAUCAAAGCGAGGCAAGCCAGAACAUGACCGCUCGCCAGUCCCAGUUUUAGACGGCAUCUCCAAGAUAGAAUCCCAUCUUCUAAGAUGGGUGUUGCUUCCCAAUGUCUUCUUUUCUGUGGUUGCAGCCUGACCAAAAGUGCGAUGGGAAGAAGGGCUUCUCUAGCCAAAAAGCUCUUUUUAACUCUCUUAAAGGAAAAGUGCCCACUAAAAGGUUCCAUCUAACAAAUGAAUUUCUACCUUAUUAAUUCCCUGUCCCUACCUGAACCCUCUACUCUACACGUGACUGGUAGCACUGAAACACCCCCAACCCUGGAAGCCCCAGGUGCCCUAUGGGAAAGCAGCCGGAAUAGAGCAAAUAUAACAGGGCUGCACUUUGUCUUCCUGGCUACCUGUUCACCCCCUCCCCCAGUCCUAUUCCUCCAGAGCUUUGUAGCUGAGGUGCUAAGAAUAGAUAGGAGACCUCUCCUAUCUAAUCCUUGAAAGCAGACUCCUGAAGAUGCAUUCAACAGGUAUAGAGUUGAUGCCCUAUACCCCCUGCCUGGAUUUCUUCCUGUUCAGCUGUAAGUGGUAGUAAGAUCUUGACAUGAUACAGAGCAGUUUCAUUGCCUUCUCCCUGUCUCUAAGGUCUCCCUCAUUUAUUUGGCUAAGGCAUCCCACAGUGGCACUAAUAUUAUACUAAGAAUGUCAGGAACACAGGGCUUUCUGGCUCCACCAGCAUCGCAUUCAGUAUCAAGGCUGCGUGGAAAAAGGAUGACAGCCUCCGCGCUUCCUAAUUCCCUUCACCACAAGAGCCCCUUGAUGGAGGCCAUCCUUUGCCCCUAUCCUGCUCUUUAUUCCCCGCUCCUAAUAGUACUUGGGUACCCAGGCUGGUUCUUGGGCUAGACAGUGGGGAACAAGUUCAUUUCCUCCCUAUCAGUUCUAAGCCAGUUGACUAUGAUACCAGUGUUAAUGGGAAGAGCUGAAUUUUCUUACUAUUCCACUGGAUCCUAUUCCUCUCUGGUCAACACACUGCUUCCAGGUAUGGGACGCGCACCUGAUGAGGGAGAGGGAAAUACAAAGAGGGCCUCUGGAGAUCCUGGCCUCAGCCAGCUGCCCACAAGCCAUAAACCAAUAAAAUAAGAAUACUGAGUCGCA